AUGACGGACUUUAAGCUGACCGGAAGUGGGAAUGGAGUUACAGUUCUUUGCAAAGUUUGUGGUGAUCGUGCUUCUGGGAAACAUUAUGGGGUGCCAUCAUGCGACGGAUGUCGAGGAUUCUUCAAAAGGAGCAUAAGAAGGAACUUGGAGUACGUCUGCAAGGAGGGUGGCAGAUGCAUUGUGGAUGUUUCUAGGAGGAAUCAGUGUCAAGCAUGUCGCUUCUCAAAGUGUCUUCAGGCCAAUAUGCGACGAGAGGCCGUUCAACAUGAGCGAGCUCCGAGAUCCUGUUCAGGAGCUCCAAAUCUUCCUCUCCAUACACCCUCGCCUUUUGAUAUGUAUCCUCAGAGGCGUACACAAUCUGGACAUCUUCUGAUGCCAUUCCCUCUGCAUUUGCCCAGCGUAAAUUUUAGCAAUUUCUCCACAAUGGACACCCCGAGGUACUUCCCACCUACCUCACCCUUCCUGGAGUCUGUGCAUCAACUUCACAAUGGUUCCCGCUUCAAUAGGGUGUAUCUUCUCUCUGAGAAUAUCUUUGGGAACACAUUGGAGACUCCAGGAGCGGACAAUCCAAAAGAUGCGAGAAAUCUCUUCCCCGGCUCAGCUAAGGAGGAUGAAGUGAGCAGUUCUGAGGAGUCAGCCAUCUCUCUUGUAUCCAGGCAUCCCCAGCAGAAGGAGGCUGUCUUUGAGUUUGCAGCCAAACUUCUCUUCCUCGCCGUCAAGUGGGCUAAAAAUGUGCCAUCCUUCGCUCAGCUUCCAUCACGAGAUCAAACAAUUCUCCUCCAAGAUUCUUGGGCUGAUUUAUUUGUCCUCACAGCAGCUCAAUGGGGAUUCUCUGCUGAUUUGAACGUUUUCGAAAAGGCAGAAGAUGCAUCCAGAUUCCAGAGAGCAAUCAAUCAGUUCUCCCUUUCCCGGAUAGACUAUACAGAAGCUGCCUGUCUCAAGGCUUUGAUCAUCUUUAAGCCAGAAAGUAUCGGUCUGCUGGCUAAUCAUCAAGUAGCGUCCCUCCUAGACCAGACCAUUCAGCUAUUGUACGAGAAAUGUGGAGGAAUUCGUUUGGGACAUUUACUGCUUCUUCUUCCUGCCGUGAAGCUCGCUGCUGAUCCCACAAUGAUUCAGCAGACGUUUUUCAAGCGAACAAUUGGCGAAGUUGCUGUCGAGAGAAUUCUUGAGGAUCUCAUGAGAACUUAAAUUCCUGCUAUUUUGUGUUGUAGCUGUAGCGAUUAACUAACUUGUAAGACAAGAAUUUUUCUCUGAAUUUUAUGGAGAAAUUAAAGAAAAAAUCGAUAGGUACUGAAAUAAUUAUUAUUAUUUUGUAUUCUUUUUAUUCGUGAAGCUAGAUAUCAUUUAUCUAUUAUUCCUAGUAUCUGUUCAGAGCUGAAGAAAAGGAUCUUACCCAAAAAAACCAGAGCAAUGAUCACGGGUGUUCAAAAACAUGAUUAUUUUAUUCAUUUUAAUAAACUUCUUGAGAAAAU
Messenger RNA from Lutzomyia longipalpis, 1472 nucleotides. Its product is annotated as nuclear receptor subfamily 2 group E member 1-like. The transcript is spliced from 6 exons. Lineage: Eukaryota; Metazoa; Arthropoda; Insecta; Diptera; Psychodidae. Gene Ontology annotation, biological process: anatomical structure development; regulation of transcription by RNA polymerase II; cell differentiation. Gene Ontology annotation, molecular function: nuclear receptor activity; RNA polymerase II cis-regulatory region sequence-specific DNA binding; zinc ion binding. The record is from RefSeq and is a predicted model, not a curated record. The coding region runs from base 1 to 1188 and encodes 395 amino acids.